GUAUCAACUUCCUCCCCUGCGACGCGGGCGCCGCAAGCUGCGAAGCGUCGCCGCUGCCUCGCUGGGCACGGCGGCUGAUUCUCCGAGAAACCUGUUGGCAGGUGAAUGACCGCUCCGCGGCGGCGGCAUGGGCUGAGCAGGGCGUGGUGGAGGAGCCCAGCAGUGAGGUGAUAGACGUGGUAAAGGAGCUUUUUCCAGACUUUGCUUUCUGAGCCGCUGGUGGCUUGGAUGAGAGCUGGCCAGAUGGCCGCUGGCAGCGGCACUCCGUGUGGUGAAACAAGCCCCACGCAAGACCUUACACCGGUCAUCAUGAAGCAGACGCACCUUGGAUCAAGAUGUGCCAAGCAAGCCAAGCACAGACAGCAUUGCUUUUCGAAGGCGGACUAUGACGUGGUCCACUUGACCAGCUACGUGAAGCCAACAUUCCAAACUGGAAGUCCCGUCCAGUUGCCAUGCCGCGCCGUGUAUACACCGCACAGCACCAGCGCGCCGGGCGACCCACUUCCACCGUGCAGCACGUGGGUGCAUGCUGCGGUGAUUUGUGGUGCCCGGAUGAAAUGGUACCUUCUCAGGUACGGGUGAGCAGGGAGGCCCAGUACAUUUGGAGCCCAAACGUCGGGAUCCGUGGUCGUACCGAAGGUUGCUUCAGAACCCACCACGGAUCCGUUUGACGCCUCCUGCGGG
Durusdinium trenchii is the source of this 684-nucleotide messenger RNA. NCBI's taxonomy places the organism in Eukaryota, Dinophyceae, Suessiales, Symbiodiniaceae. The record is from the annotation of a GenBank genome assembly.